Molecule: messenger RNA, 840 nt
Organism: Aspergillus niger
Lineage: Eukaryota; Fungi; Ascomycota; Eurotiomycetes; Eurotiales; Aspergillaceae
Exons: 5
Coding region: 1-840 (279 amino acids)
Source: RefSeq, a predicted model, not a curated record
AUGAUUGCCAAUGAUAAUCUCAUUGAGGGUGGCGGCGGUAGCCCAUCGUUAGACUACCUAAUAAAUAAUCAGGCCAACGCUCAAACUGAGAGUUACAUCAGCAAGGCCCUCUUUGGCUUCGCCAUACCAUCCGUCUGGGCCGUCUCCGGUACCGCCUCCUUCGUCGUCAACUCGGGCUAUGACUGCAGUGCGCAGAGCCCUUUGACCGAUUAUAUGACCGCAUCAAGUCAGAAUAUUGUGACUAUUACCAACGAGGCUAUCUUCAAGUAUGCCUCUAAUGUUUCUGUAGGUGCGAAGGGUUAUAUGGAGUGUGGUGGUAAUGCAGGUAAGAAGGUUGGGGAUCAGAAUGGUGCUUCUAGUCUUGAAAGACACCCCGCGCUUCCCUCCGCCCCAGCAACUAGCGUCAUACAUAGACAUCCACAUGUGGCAUUUCCACCACAUCCCCCAAAAGAGCAAUCCCCAGCUUACUCCGAUCCAAAAACCCUUCCUCAUCUGCAGCAAUUUGAGCUGCCGCUUCAGGCGCCAUCACCUUCGCCGAGAACGUCUGGAAGGCUGUCUGGUCCGCAAAGUGGCAGGAGUAAGGGCAUUGCGAGUCGAGUUGUUGUUGCUUUCUUCCGUCUGGGAGUUUUUGAUGGUGGUACGCGCGAUGUACAUGCGCUUGUGGGACAGGGGGAAGUCGUCGCCAGAGAGACGCUUGACCAGCUCGAUGUGGGCUUCGUAGCGGUCCUUGAAGAUUUGGAGGUCAAGGCCGGGUUUACGGUAGGCGUAGAUGAUGACUCGGACGGACAUUUUGGGAUUGUUUUGAUGGGACAAUAUUGGGGGGCUUCAAGAGUGAGGUGA